Blepharisma stoltei is the source of this 447-nucleotide messenger RNA. The record is from the annotation of a GenBank genome assembly. Lineage: Eukaryota; Ciliophora; Heterotrichea; Heterotrichida; Blepharismidae.
AUGCAGCUAAUAAUAAUUAUUAUUCCAACUUUGAGCGAGAAAACCUAUUGAGAAAUAUUUUUAUACAUAAUUAUCAUUUAUAUUAUCAAGCUAGUUAUAUUACAUUUUAUAAGUUUCAAAAUUGUUUUUUGACCAAAAUUAAUUAAAUUAAAGUUUUUGCAACUUUUUUUUGCCUCCUUACGCUUUCGGAUAGUGUGGCCCAUAAAAGGAGGGAAUUCUAGCUCUAUUUUAGAAGAAUUGUCUGCUUUGAGGAUAACGCUGGCAUUGAGACCCAAGGGUCCCAACCAUUCGAAAGACUUUUCCUCAUUCGCCAUCACAUGAGGAGCAGUUACACUAGGAAAAAGAAGCACAUCCUAUAGAGCUGUAAGGGAAAAGGCUGUAGCUCAAUCCGCCUGGAUAAGUAAUACUUGGUCAUUGAGUCGCCACAAGCUCCUUCCCAAAGACUAG